This is a messenger RNA of Pimephales promelas (fathead minnow), 1570 nucleotides long. RefSeq names its product N-terminal Xaa-Pro-Lys N-methyltransferase 1 (gene ntmt1). The record is from RefSeq and is a predicted model, not a curated record. Gene Ontology annotation, molecular function: N-terminal protein N-methyltransferase activity. Lineage: Eukaryota; Metazoa; Chordata; Actinopteri; Cypriniformes; Leuciscidae. Gene Ontology annotation, cellular component: cytoplasm. Gene Ontology annotation, biological process: N-terminal protein amino acid methylation.
CGUACGGUGUUGAGCAUUUCGGCUUUGGGGAGCUAGGAAAGCUUUCAUGGGGCAGUUAUACUACAGUUGUUCAGUAGUGACAUGACCGAUUGUAAGAAACGACUGUCGGCGGCAGCGAGGGCACGAAAGCAAAGGAGUUGCUCAAAGAUGGAGGAUUGCUUGAUAGAAGACCAGACUACGUUUUACUCGAAGGCAGAACAUUACUGGAAGGAUGUCCCGCCCACUGUGGAUGGAAUGCUGGGAGGCUACGGCAGUAUUUCCAGCAUUGACAUUAAUGGCUCCAAAAAGUUUCUUCAAAAGUUCCUUGGGGAAGGCCAGGGUAAGACUGGGACAGGCUGUUCUCUGGACUGUGGUGCUGGAAUUGGCCGUAUCACCAAGCGACUGCUCCUGCCGCUCUUCCGUACAGUGGACCUAGUGGACGUGACGCAGGAGUUCCUGGAUAAAGCUCGUACAUACCUGGGUGAGGAGGGCAAGCGGGUGGAGAACUACUUCUGCUGUGGCCUGCAAGAUUUUCAGCCCCAGCCAGAACGUUAUGAUGUCAUAUGGAUUCAGUGGGUGAUUGGUCACUUAACCGACGACCACCUGGUGGAAUUCCUGAGGCGUUGCCAGAACGGUCUGCGUCCGAAUGGCCUGAUUGUGGUGAAGGAUAAUGUUGCAUUCGAGGGUAUAAUACCUGAUGAUGUAGACAGCAGUGUGUGUCGGAACCUGAAUCUCCUUCGUCACCUAGUAGCCAAGGCUGGACUCAGCAUCAUCUGUGAGGAGCAACAGCAGAACUUCCCUGAGGAGAUCUAUCAGGUCCACACUCUAGCACUCAGAUAGCUGCAAACAUCGCACAAGUAUGUUGUUAUGUGUUUGUUCUGAAGCCAAUGAUGUGAAUGGAAAUUAGGAUCAAUGUUAGCUACACAAGAAGCUACGUGUUACUGUCAGUGUGAUCACCGUUUUUUGAAAUUGGGAGCUUGGGAUUUUACUUCUAGAGCUUGUAAUAUGACAGCUAGUACUCCUAGCUGUCAUGAAUCUGAAUGUAAAUGUGGUGAAUGGUAGCUUUUCAGUCAUCCAAACAGCUUCACACUCCAGUUAAUCUUCGUUUUGACUUAGAACGGUUUUAUCACAGUGGAAAAUUAUGUGGAAGAUGGAAACAAUCAAGAAAAAAUGUAAACCACACAAACUGCUUCAUUUUUAGCUGUGGGUGUACUAAAUACUUAAAGGAAUAGUUCACACCAAAACAAAAAUUGUCAUCAUUUACUCACCUGUAUGACUGACAUUCUUCUGAUGAACAUAAUGUAUAUUUUAUGUGAAAAAAAGUUGUCAUACAAUGGAGGUGAGUGGUCCCCAAAAGAGUUUUGGGAAUGUUGUCAAAAUGUUGUUGUGUUAUAGUCAUACAGGUUUGGAAACCAAUGAUGGUGUGUGAAUGGAGAGAACUAUCCCUUUAAGACUAUUUAAUCAGAGUUUUAUGGCACUGAACACAUUAUGUAACACCUUUUAAUAACUUAUGCGAAUUUGAAUGUUCCAUUUUAGUGUGUGUGAAUUUACAGCUGUUGAAUAAAGUAAUAUUUUGAAGUAGUUAUUGUGA